Acytostelium subglobosum LB1 is the source of this 1713-nucleotide messenger RNA. RefSeq lists its product as hypothetical. The transcript has a single exon. Lineage: Eukaryota; Evosea; Eumycetozoa; Acytosteliales; Acytosteliaceae. The record is from RefSeq and is a predicted model, not a curated record. The annotation marks the transcript as partial.
AUGUAUCAACGACGACAUCUCCUUCAGCCAGUCCAAAGAUUAUUAUUCUCUGAGGUACUUGUGCUCUCUCAGCACUUAUCAUUGACAUCGAUCAUACCCAAGACCAUCAAGAAACUGAUAUUUGACAAUGAGUUCAAUGCACCAAUCGAUCACAAUGUUGUGAUUCCAGCUUGGAUCACAGAGUUGGUGUUUGGUCAAUCAUUCAACAAGCCAAUAAGUGAACAGACCAUUCCUUCAUCAGUCACCUCACUAAUAUUUGGUGAUACAUUCAAUCAAACUAUCAUGACCAACUCAAUCCCAUCAUCUAUAACAUCACUCCGGUUUGGCAAUGCCUUCAAUCAACUGUUGACAUUGGGUGCGAUACCUGCCUCCGUGACGUCACUCACUUUCGGCGAGAGGUUCAAUCAAGUGCUCAAUGAUGGUGUCAUUCCUUCAACCAUCUCAACACUAUCAUUUGGCUCUGACUUUAAUAGGGAGUUGGGCUCGCUCUCUUUGCCUGCCUCAUUGACCUCACUAUCUUUUGGUAAUAGAUUCAACCAGGUAUUGACGACUGGAUCAAUUCCAAGCACAGUCACAAUGCUGCGCUUGGGACAUUUCUUCAAUCAAAGCUUGGCCGUUGGACAACUCCCAACUUCACUGACUGAACUAUCAUUUGGCAAAAAGUUCAAACAGCCACUGAUAGCUGGUGUAUUCCCAUCGUCGAUCAGGACACUCUCAUUUGGACGCAACUUUAACCAGCCAUUGUUGGAAGGAGUCAUCCCACCCUCGGUCAAGACCCUUGUGCUUGGAUAUAAGUUCAAUCAAUCAGUCAACGCACCUUCUGUGACGAGCCUCUCUAUUGGUGAUCAAUACUACACCUCGGAUGUUCGAUUCAAGUUGUCACACCUACAUACCUCAACUCUGCAACAUCUAACCAGUCUGUUACUGGCCAACGAUGAUCCGGAAGUCUUCAAACUCUUUGAAGGUGGCCGCCCAUUGAACCAUGUCACCAGUCUCACUCUGACGGGCUAUGGUCAUCGUUUGUCGCCAGGUAUGAUCCCAUCCAGUGUGGUCACUUUGAAUCUCCCUGAAUACUGCGACGACUUACAAGUGAAUGAUAUACCUUCGUCAGUGAUCAACCUUACACUUGGCAACGGAUAUAAUCAGAGUGAUUUGGAGCCUGGAGUCAUCCCAUCGUCAGUGGUCCGACUCAAUCUUGGUGAUGAGUUCAAAGAACAUCUAUGUGACGGCUCGAUUCCAAUGUCGGUGACCAAGCUCAGUUUGAAUGGACAGGCUUCGUUUGAAAACAUUGAAGCGCUCACGAAUCUCAGGUCGAUCACGCUCCACAUCCCAAACGACUACUCAGGCAUCACUGAACAGAUCUUCUAUCAAACGGUGCCGACCAACACCAUUCGAAACUGCACCCAAGAUGAUGGACAGAUUCUACAAUCGGUUCGAGUGAUCAAUUAUGACCAGGACUCAUACGAUAUUGUGUACAUGGUGUAUAAUCACAUUGGACAAACUUAUUCGUUUGGAGCGUUCAACAUCAUUCCAAGUAGAGUCCAGGUUGGAAGGACAUCCGCUCGAAGAUACAAAGAUAAGGUGUCCUGUCCAUACAUACCCUUUCAAGCAUUGUCCAGGGGACAUCUUCACAUUAUCGAAUCAAACAGAAUCAUUCAUUGCUCAUCCCUUGGAUGUAAGAAAAGGCUCCCUAUCCUGAAUAAUAAAAUAAUG